This is a messenger RNA of Acanthisitta chloris (rifleman), 708 nucleotides long. RefSeq names its product general transcription factor IIA, 2, 12kDa (gene GTF2A2). The coding region runs from base 94 to 423 and encodes 109 amino acids. Gene Ontology annotation, cellular component: transcription factor TFIIA complex. Gene Ontology annotation, molecular function: RNA polymerase II general transcription initiation factor activity; TBP-class protein binding. Lineage: Eukaryota; Metazoa; Chordata; Aves; Passeriformes; Acanthisittidae. The record is from RefSeq and is a predicted model, not a curated record. The transcript is spliced from 4 exons. Gene Ontology annotation, biological process: transcription initiation at RNA polymerase II promoter; RNA polymerase II preinitiation complex assembly.
ACUAUUUGUGUUUGCUUUAAGUGAGAGUGAGGACAUCGCGGGCGCCCAGAGCCGUGGAUGGUCAGGAAGGUGUGCAGCCCCUCUCGGUGAACCAUGGCCUAUCAGCUGUACAGGAACACCACGCUGGGAAACAGCCUUCAGGAGAGUCUAGAUGAGCUCAUACAGUCACAGCAGAUCACACCUCAGUUGGCCCUUCAGGUGCUACUUCAGUUUGAUAAAGCUAUCAAUUCGGCGCUGGCACAGCGAGUCAGGAACAGAGUCAAUUUCAGGGGGUCUCUGAAUACAUACAGGUUCUGUGACAACGUAUGGACGUUUGUACUGAACGAUGUUGAAUUUAGGGAGGUCACUGAACUUGUGAAAGUGGAUAAAGUGAAAAUUGUAGCAUGUGACGGAAAAAACACUGGUUCCAAUACUGCGGAAUGAAUAGAACUGUGGUUUGUCUGCAAUAUUUUCUGUUAAUAUGCAGCACUUUCUGGAGAGAAGCAUGGAAAGGGACUGUUCAUCCUUAAUUCUUGUGAUGGAGAUGUGAGUUAAUCCAUACUAGAAAGCAUCACAGACUGGCAGUGGAAGAAAGACCUGUAGCAUUUCUUCAGUUCACCUUUUAGGGCAUGAAUACAAUGUUACUUUUUUUUAUUUUAAUUACAACAGAUACUGUUCCAUUUUUUGUUCAAAAUAAUUUCUGUAAUAAACUUUUAUUUAAAAACUUUU